CCAACCAAUUAGCCCUAACUCUAGCAACUAUAGUUAAGCACCAUGAUGCCCCAAAAGUGAAUAUGAACAACCAAAUAAAGGAAUGCUUAUAUGGCUUCAAUUCCCGAAGGUGAUUAUGGAAGCACCAAGAGAUUUCAUCAACAAUACCCAAUCUGGAUUAAAAUGUUAGAGAGAGGUGGAGAGAGUCUAGAUGUUUGAGUUGUCAGAAUGUUAGAGAGAGGUAGAGAGAGUCUGAGUGAGCGUUGUGAGUUUGGGGGAGGGGAGAGGUCGAGCGUUUCUUUUCCUUUUUGCAGGUUUCCGGCAGGCAGGCAGCUUCAAGGUGGAGAUUGUAGGGAUCGUACUCGUCAAGAGGUGAAGAUUGGAUUGAAGGUUGUGUCAAUUGAGGAGUAUUGCACCAGGCACGGGGCCCUUUUGAAACUCUCUGUGGCUGGGGAGGAAUGGCGACGACGUUUCAUCUUCCUUGAGUCCCAGCAUGGAGUCUGGCUGCAGUCUAUUUCCUGUCGUUCUAAGGUGGUUUCCUCUCUUGGUAGUAAAAUCAUCAGGGGUCGGUGUAUCUCGGUCUAUUCCUUGCGCAUUCGAGGAGAGUGGACCCUUAAAAUUGAGGAAGUCAACAAGUAGGGAAGAAGCUUUUUCUUCAUUAUCCCUUGUCAUCCCGCGGGAUGGUCUGAGUUUCGGCUUGUUGCUCGCUCCUUUCUUCCCUCGGUAAGGACUGUUGUCAUCUCCCGGAAUUUGGCUUAUCCAGUAACGUCGGAUAGAUCCUUUGUCUCAUUUCUCAAAGCGGGCCUUUCGUCAGAGCUUGGGGAGUGUUCUUCUGCGUUUGCUGGUGGUCAAGUGGAAGUUCAUGUUUCUGACCUUGGUGUUCAAGACAAAAGACAUUUUCUUGGCCUUUGCCUGUGCUUAGAAUUCUUUGGCGUCCUUAAUGUUGGUCUUCCGUUUGAUCUUAGCGAGGAUUUCAAAAGUUGGGCUCAACAAGUUUGGAAGCUUGGCUAGGGUUUUAGUUUUACCAGGCGGAUCGGCGAUCAUUGUAUGCUCAUUUGCCCCUCCCGACAUGAGGCUAUUCGGGUGAAGUCCUCUAGAAUCAAGAAGUUCCGCGGCUACAACGUUGUCUUACGUCCUUGGCAUGAUCAUAUUGGUUAUAGUCUGGUGAGUCAAGCUAGGCUUAGCUGGAUCAUAGCGUGUGGUAUUCCCUUGCAUCUCCGUUCUCGGGCGGUGUUCAAAAGAGUUGGUGAUUUCUGUGUCGGUUUUAUUGACGUGGAUGUGAAUUGUUGGGAUGAGCCUUUCGUACUCAUCAAGGUUAGAUCUUGUGAUGGUUUUCCUUCUCAUAUUUCUUUGCGUCAGGGGCCUCAGAUUUUCCCGGUCUCCAUUUUUCCCCGCCGACAGAUCUUGUUGGCCGGCGUCGUGAUGUGUCUGGCGGGAAUGGUGGGAAUUUGAACGUGGCUCGUGAGCGGCUUUUGGGGUCUUGGGAUUCGGUCCAGCCUUUUUUCCUUCUCUCGAAAUGGAAUACGAAGAGUCGCCGCCCCACUCUCUUGCGUGUGAUCCCGUUGUUUCCCGGGCUUCGCCGUCCUCCGCCCCUAACCCGAAGGUUAAGAAGAUCUGGAUUAGGAAGUUCAACCCGCUUCUACCUCCUGUCUGGCCCAAUUACCCGAGCCCACCCCACCUUCCCAUCGUUUGUCUCCAAGAUUUGAGCCACUUGACUCCUGGCCCAAACCCAACCUCUCUUUCUUUCCCCGUUGGACUUGCCUUAUCCUCCUCCCUUCCCCAACCAUUUCCUUUUGUUUCCGUGAACGUGUUCUCUGCUUCUUAGUCCAUCCUUCUUGCCUUCAACACUUCCUCAACCCUUUAUCUCUGAUUGUCCCUUAACCUUCUCCCGGUAACUCCCUCGAUCCAGCUUCCUGUUGACCUCUGCUCCCUCGCCAAUCCCAACCCCUUUCCCUUUCUUCCCCCUCAACCCUUCCUUUCCAUACCCAUACCCAUCCCUAUCCUCACCGUUUUUGUCUGUUUCCUCUGAUGAUCCUCUUUCUUUUGACUUUAUGCCAGAGAGUGAGUCUUUUUUGGAAGAUCUUGGUGGUGAGCAUGGACCUAGCGCAUGUGCUUGCCUGGAUACGAACCCUUUGGCUAUUGUGGAGUUUCAUCCGAUUGACGAGGUUUUCCUCAAGGAGUGGCAAGCUGAGCUUGAAUUUCACGAGUCUUUUAGAAGUCGGUCGCCACCUUGGGCAAUUGUUGAAGAUUAAUUUGGUUGGUUCGAGUUUUGAUGCUAAUGCUCAGUUCGAGGAGCUGGCUGCCAAGGUGAAGAAUAGGAAGAAAAGGGUCUCUAGAUCAAUGCUUGAUAUGGAACGUCAUCAUUUGGGCUCUCUUGAGCUUCCUCCCCUAUCGCCGGAGGGGAGUCGUAAGAAACACCUUGGUGGGUUUGAUGAGAGUCUCUCACGUAACAGGGGAUCUCUGCCCCGGAGAGGGUUUGUUCUUGAACCUUCAUCAUGAUUAAUUCUAUUUUGUACUAGAAUGUGAGGUGCCUUUGUGAGUCGGAUAAAAGGGCGCGUGUCAAGGCCAUUGUCAAGUGAUGUUGUGCUUCUAUUGUGGGUCUGGUGGAGACUAAAUGGAGUUAUUACUCUCAGUUUUUUAUUAACUCGGUCAGUGGCAACAGGCGUUCUUCUUGGGUGGCUAAGGAUGCUAAUGGUUCUUGUGGUGGUAUCGCGGUGUAUUGGGACAUUGCUGAUUUUAAGCUCCUUAAUUCUUGGGAAGGAAAGUUAUCUCUUGCGGGUUAGGCUUCAAGAUUGCCAUAGUAAGGAUAUCUUGGUUGUGGUGUUUGUCUAUGGGCCACAUGACAGGGAGGGUAAAUUGGAGUUUCUUGAAGAAAUGAAUUCUAUUUGCGGCAGAUACAGUGCUCCGGUGUGUAUCUUGGGGAUUUUAACCUUGUGAGAUCAGACGAAUAUUAUAUCGGAGGGGCUAGGUGCCGGGCUAUGAUGGAAAAGUUCAACGCCUUCAGUAAUUUGAACCAUCUAAUUGAUCUUCCCCUUUCUGGUGCUCUUUUCACUCGACAAGGUAAUGGUUCCUGUCAAUCUUUCUCUCGCAUUGAUAGGGCCUUGGUUCCUUUGAGGAGUUGUUUGCGCCUGGUCCUUUGCUCGCUUUUGAGAGAGUUGAGUCAGAUCGCACUCCGAUUUGUUUUCGGUGGGGGGUCUGCUGAGUUCAUUCAUCGUCCCUGAAAAUUUGAAAAUAUGUGGCUUCUUGAGACGUCCUUCCUCCAUAACCUUAUAGGAUGGUGGAGUAUUCCCGUUUCUGGUUCGAUGUGGCUCUUUCAGAUUGGGAAGAAACUGAGAAGUACUAAACAAUUGAUCAAAAUAUGGAAUGUGGAGGUUUUUGGAAGAGUUCAACAGCAGAUCGAGAGGAUUCUUAAACAAAUAAAGGAGAUCGAUGACGCGGAGGAGAGGAAUCCGAUUGAUCAGACUUUGAAGAAUGACAGGAGGUUGCAUAGAUGUGAGCUGGAUAGGGUGCUAUUGAUGGAAGAGAUCUCUUGGAGGAAAAACUCUAGGGAUUGGCUUCAGUUGGGGGGAUAAAAACUCCUCUUAUUUCCACUGGGUUGCUAAUUUCAACUGGAGGAGGAAUACUAUUCAGGUUCUUAAAGUGAUGGGCAGGUUCUAUGUGAAAAAGUGGAGAUCAAGAAAGCAUUUAUUUCUCA
Linum trigynum is the source of this 3673-nucleotide messenger RNA. The record is from the annotation of a GenBank genome assembly. Lineage: Eukaryota; Viridiplantae; Streptophyta; Magnoliopsida; Malpighiales; Linaceae.